AUGUCUGAUACAAAACCGAACCCCAAGGACUCCAUGAAGUCCACCUGGCGGCAGAAGGACCGUCGGCAGUGGAACCUCGCACACUGGUUCUACGAGAUAACCGACGUGCAUCCCACAAACCUGGACGAAGACAUCCCCGUCCAUCAAAAGACCGAAAAGGUUCCCCAUCUGUCAGACUGGUACAUGCACAGAUGGGUUAUCCUCCACGCCGCGAUCCCUCUCAUCCUGCACCAACUCUACGUGCACUACACAGGCCUCAACUUGACGCCCUUCCAAGCAUUCCUCUUCUACAGCGCCGCGUUCAAACUCACAGCCAUCCGCGAAAUCCACGUCCUCCGCAACACCGGCCACCAAACCGGCUACCUUGACGGCGACGCCCACGAACGAGAUGGCGUCCCCGACGUUGGCGUCUGGAAGGUCAUGAAGUCCCUAAUCUCGACAUCCACCAUCCGUCCCAUCUUUACUGUCUUCCUCGCCUACCGCGCCAACGAAGCACCCAUUGACCUCAACUGGUGGUGGCUGCCUCUCGAGGCCGGCCUCUACGGCAUCAUCCUCGACUUCUGGUUCUACUGGUACCACCGUCUGAUGCACGAGAUCGGCGGCCUGUGGCAGUACCACCGCACCCACCAUCUCACCAAGCAUCCUAACCCGUUGUUAACCCUCUACGCCGACACCGAGCAGGAAUUCUUCGAUAUUGCAGGCAUCCCACUCAUGACCUACUUCACCAUGAAGUUACUCGGCAUGCCUAUGGGUUUCUACGAGUGGUGGGUGUGCCAUGAGUACGUCGUCUUUGCGGAAUUGGCUGGCCAUAGUGGCCUGCGGAUCCAUGCCUCACCUCCUAAUACCCUGACUUUCUUCCUUCGCAUGUUUAAGGCGGAGCUUAUUAUUGAGGAUCAUGACUUACACCAUCGUAAAGGGUGGAAGUCUAGUGGUAAUUAUGGGAAGCAGACGCGUUUGUGGGACCGUGUGUUUGGGACUUGCAAGGAUCGGAUUGAGUGUGACUUGUCGAAUAUUGAUUUUGAUAAUCAAGUUGCUAUGCCGCUUCUGUAG
Molecule: messenger RNA, 1050 nt
Organism: Pochonia chlamydosporia 170
Lineage: Eukaryota; Fungi; Ascomycota; Sordariomycetes; Hypocreales; Clavicipitaceae
Product: fatty acid hydroxylase
Exons: 1
Coding region: 1-1050 (349 amino acids)
Biological process (GO): ergosterol biosynthetic process
Molecular function (GO): C-4 methylsterol oxidase activity; iron ion binding
Source: RefSeq, a predicted model, not a curated record